Molecule: messenger RNA, 471 nt
Organism: Lathyrus sativus (Indian pea)
Lineage: Eukaryota; Viridiplantae; Streptophyta; Magnoliopsida; Fabales; Fabaceae
Source: the annotation of a GenBank genome assembly
AUGAAUCGACGUGCGAAUCGUUCUCUCUCCAACGCCUUCUUCACAAUCACACACUCCUCUCGCCAAUCCCCACUCCCCACUUCACCAAUCCCCUUUACUCCAAGGAUUCAAACCCUCCCAACCUCAAAUUUCCACUCUUUUUCCAAAAUCACCAACACCCACAUCACGAUUCAGCACAACCUAAGAAAUUUCAGUAAUGGGUCAAGCGAGUUGGAUCACAACAAGGAAGUGGACGAAAUCAACCUCAAAUUUGCAGAAGCAAGGGAAGAGAUAGAGAUGGCGUUGGAAUCGAAAGAGACUGUCUAUUUCAAUGAAGAAGCUGAGUGUGCUCGUGCUGCCGUUAACGAAGUGUUGUCGAAGUUCGAAGGGUUGUUGGCGAAGUUGCCGGAGAAGGAGAGGGGAGCUUUGCAGAGGGCUAUGGGUCUCAAGAUUGAACAAUUGAAAGCUGAACUUUUGCAAUUGGAUGAGUAA